GCCCCUUUCCGCUGCCCUAGUCGGGUUUGACCUACAGCUGCCGAAGAGAAGAUGGCGGCCCCCGCCGUGUCCGGGCUCAGCCGACAGGUGCGAAGCUUCAGCACAUCAGUGGCCCGGCCGUUUGCCAAGCUGGUGAGGCCCCCCGUGCAGGUGUAUGGUGUGGAAGGCCGCUACGCCACCGCUCUCUAUUCUGCCGCAUCCAAACAGAAUAAACUGGAGCAAGUAGAGAAGGAGCUGCUGCGAGUCUCCCAACUCCUCAAGGAGCCCAAGUUGGCUGCUUCCAUUCUGAAUCCCUACGUCAAGCGCUCAGUCAAGGUGAAGAGCCUCAAUGACAUCACCACAAAGGAGAGGUUUUCUCCACUCACAGCCAACCUCAUGAAUGUGCUUGCUGAGAAUGGCCGCUUGACCAACGCCCAGGGAGUCAUCUCUGCCUUUUCCACCAUGAUGAGCGUCCACCGUGGAGAAGUCCCCUGCACAGUGACCACCGCGUCUCCGCUAGAUGAAGCCACAGUGUCAGAACUGAGGACCGUGCUGAAGAGCUUCCUGAGCCAGGGCCAGGUGUUGAAGCUGGAGGUCAAGACGGACCCGUCCAUCAUGGGGGGCAUGAUUGUCCGCAUCGGAGAGAAGUACGUCGAUAUGUCCGCCAAGACCAAGAUCCAGAAGCUGAGCAAGGCCAUGCGCGAAAUGAUCUGAGCGGCUGCUGUUCUGUCCAGGGAGGUCCUGAGGCCUGGAGCAACAAUAAAUGCUUCCCAACAGAA
Ochotona curzoniae (black-lipped pika) is the source of this 758-nucleotide messenger RNA. RefSeq names its product ATP synthase peripheral stalk subunit OSCP (gene ATP5PO). The transcript has 7 exons. Gene Ontology annotation, molecular function: proton-transporting ATP synthase activity, rotational mechanism. Gene Ontology annotation, biological process: proton motive force-driven mitochondrial ATP synthesis. Lineage: Eukaryota; Metazoa; Chordata; Mammalia; Lagomorpha; Ochotonidae. Gene Ontology annotation, cellular component: membrane. The coding region runs from base 52 to 693 and encodes 213 amino acids. The record is from RefSeq and is a predicted model, not a curated record.